GUGCCCCGCUCACUUCCUCGCUGUCGUUGCUCAGGUGAGCUGAGGGAAAGUUUGUGAAAACAGCAGGAUGGCGGACGACACGUACGAGUCGAUUCUGUGCGUUAAACCUGAGGUUCACGUCUACAGGAUUCCUCCACGGGCUUCUAAUCGGGGAUAUCGUGCUGCUGACUGGAAGCUGGACGAGCCGGCCUGGAGCGGCCGCCUGAAGAUCACAGCCAAGGCCAAAACUGCAUUUAUCAAACUGGAGGACAGGAACACAGGUGAGCUGUUUGCGCAGGCUCCGGUAGAGCAGUACCCCGGUGCGGCUGUAGAAGCCGUCACAGAUUCCAGUCGCUAUUUCGUGAUCAAGAUUGAAGAUGGAAACGGACGACACGCGUUCAUUGGGCUCGGCUUCGCGGACCGCGGAGACUCGUUCGACUUCAACGUGGCCCUUCAGGAUCAUUUUAAGUGGGUGAAACAGGAAGGUGAACUGGCCAAGCAGGAAGCCAGUCAGAGCACAGCUCCUAAACUGGACCUCGGUUUUAAAGAGGGACAGACCAUCAAGAUCAGCCUCGGGAACAUAAAGAAGAAGGACACAGCGGGAGUUAAAUCACGUCCCGCUGGUGCUGGGGGUCUGCUCCCGCCUCCUCCUGGUGGGAAAAGUGGAGGACUCCUCUCUCCGCCUCCUGGCUCCGCCCACCAUUCCACUACACCUACUCAACAGAGCACAGGGCUGUUGCUGGAUUUUGGAGCUCCUGCUCCUCAAACUCAGGCGUCUCAGGACCUGUGGGGGGAUUUUACUGCUGCUGGAUCAGGCACGACUCAGGAAACAGUGAAGCCAGGUUGGGUGCAGUUUUGAUUGUGUGGACGGGUACGCACUUUGUGUGUGUGUGUGUGAGGGCAGGAAGACACACACCCACACCCCCACACACACACACACACACACACACACACAUAAACAAGGACACACCCAGUUUUCCCUCAGAGAGUUAGAUGAAAAGCUGGAGAGAAAACACUGAAUGAAAUCCGAGAUCUGUCUCUCUCUCUCUCUCUCUCUCUCUCUCUCUUACACACACACACACACACACACACACACACACACACAGUUUUCAGUUUUGAGUUUUGAGCUCACUGAGAACAGAGCGAGGAUCCACAUUCCAUUUUUUUUUUUUUUUUUUUAGGAAAGUAUUCUUGAAGUGUAUUGAGUUUGUUUUUGUUUGUUUGUUUGUUUCUCAUGCAGUGGGAUCUGCUUUUAUCUUUUAUCUGUCGCUUUCUUUCUUUCUUUCUUUCUUCCCUUCAUUAAUGAUCAUGUCGUUUACUUUUACGCUUUUACUCCGAGCGACUUGUUACGAGUGAGGCAACGUGAAGUCCACUCACAGAGCCGAGCAGCUGAGGGUUACACAAUUAUGAAAAUAUUUGCCCUGAGGGAUUCGACCUCACGACCUUCAGGUCACUAGAACAGCGUCCCGUCCUUCGUCUCAGUGCUGUUUUGGACGUAGCUGUUCGUUUUCCUGUGUGUUUGCAGAGCCUUUUCGGUUUUAUACGCUAACUCGCUGAUCCGAAUUCUUUUAUUUUGGACCCAUGAAGGAACCCUGUGAUUUUAAAAAAAGAAAAAGUUUUAUUUGUAAAAUGAAUGUUUAAAGCCACACUUUGUACAACAAUGAAAUCUUUUACACGCAGUGGAGUCAGUUAGCCAGGACACGUCUGGUAUCUGUGAUGUUUUUGAGCAUUCUGUAAACUGUAUUUGUAAAUCAUGACACACUUGCAAAAAAAAUAAAAAAAGGAGCAAACCUCAGAGUUCAGACACUAAACGUGUCCCGUAGCAGAUUUCUGGCAGAACAGCUGCUGGAAUGAAGCUCGAUAUAGUGUUACUUUCCUUUUACUACUAAAAAAAAAAAGUCAGUGCAGGUUUUAUUAUUUCUCCUACACACACACACACACAUCACUUUCUCUACUGUGAUAGCAUUUAAGCUUUUAAUCUCUUCCCAAGUGCCUUUAAAUUAUAGAAACACAUGUAUAAAAUGUAAAGCAACACUUUCAUUUGUAAAUAAAAUCUUUUUUUUCCUUCUCUGUCA
Pangasianodon hypophthalmus (striped catfish) is the source of this 2054-nucleotide messenger RNA. It is a transcript of the gene necap2, whose product is annotated as NECAP endocytosis associated 2. The record is from RefSeq and is a predicted model, not a curated record. Gene Ontology annotation, biological process: endocytosis. The transcript is spliced from 8 exons. The coding region runs from base 68 to 838 and encodes 256 amino acids. Gene Ontology annotation, cellular component: membrane; clathrin vesicle coat. Lineage: Eukaryota; Metazoa; Chordata; Actinopteri; Siluriformes; Pangasiidae.